Suncus etruscus (white-toothed pygmy shrew) is the source of this 7771-nucleotide messenger RNA. It is a transcript of the gene COL6A5, whose product is annotated as collagen type VI alpha 5 chain. Bases 1 to 7761 code for a protein of 2586 amino acids. The transcript has 40 exons. Lineage: Eukaryota; Metazoa; Chordata; Mammalia; Eulipotyphla; Soricidae. The record is from RefSeq and is a predicted model, not a curated record.
AUGAAGCAUGAAUCAGCAGAACCAGGCCCUGAGUAUGCAGAUGUUGUGUUUCUGGUGGACAGCUCUGAUAAUCUAGACACCAAGUCCUUACCGUUUGUGAAAACUUUUCUCACCAAGAUGAUCAACAGUCUCCCUAUAGAGGUCAACAAGUACCGUGUGGCCUUGGCCCAGUACAGUGACACAUUGCACAAUGAAUUUCAACUGAGCACCUUCAAGAACAAGAGCCCCAUGCUGAACCACAUCAAGAGGAACUUCAGGUUUCUUGGGGGCUUCCUAAAGAUAGGAAACGCUCUCCAUGAAGCCCACAGAACCUAUUUCUCUGGACACACAAAUGGCAGAGAUAAGAAACAGUUUCCUCCCAUUUUGGUAGUCCUGGCCUCUGGCGAGUCUGAGGAUGAUGUGGAAGUGGCUGCCCAGGCUCUGAAGAAAGAUGGGGUGAGGAUUAUCGCUGUGGGGAUACAGGAAGCCUCUGAGGAGAACCUGAGGGCCGUGGCCACAGGUCCGUUUCACUUCAAACUCCGGACGGUCAGAGACCUCAGCCCAUUUUCCAAGAACAUGACAGAGAUCAUCAGGGAAGCAACUAAGUAUAAGGAAGCUGUAGCUGAGAUUGACGUGCCCUUGCCCUUGCCCAAAGCUUGUCAGAAAGAUUCACUUGCUGACAUUGUGUUUCUGGUGGAUUCAUCAGUUGGGUCUCUACGAAAUUUAAAGCACCUGCAGAACUUUCUGAAAACUAUUGCCACCUCCAUGGAUGUGAGAAACAACUGUGUCCAGUUGGGACUGAUGAGUUACACUAACAGAGCUGAGAUUCUCUCUGUCCUGAAGUCAAGCACAUCCCGAUCUGAAUUUCUGCAGCAAACCCAGAAGCUUUCUGUUCAAAGUGGAAGAUCCAACGCUAGGAUUGCCAUCGAGAAGUUGGAGAAAGAUGCCUUCUCAGUGUCCAGUGGCAGCAGAAUUGCCCAGGGUGUGCCUCAGAUGGCAGUCCUGAUUACUCAGAGACCAUCAGAUGAGAAUGUGAGGGAGGUUGCAAUGGAUCUUCGACUUAUGGGUGUCUCUGUGUUUGCCCUGAGCAUCGAAGGAGCUAACAACACACAAUUAGAAGAUAUAGUAUCAUACCCUCCAGAAGAGACAGUCACCAAGCUGAAUUCCUAUGCAGCACUUGAAAGUUACAGUGAGACAUUCCUAAAAAAGAUCCAGAAUAAAAUAUGGUCCCAAAUGUUUGUUCGUGCUGAACAAAAGGAUCUUGAGAAAAUCGGUUGUAUGGACACACAGGAGGCUGAUAUCUAUUUCCUCAUUGAUGGCUCAUCUAGCAUCCAGCGUAAACAGUUUGAGCAAAUCAAAAAAUUUAUGUUGGAUAUCAUAAAAAUGUUCACCAUCGUCCCAGAUAAAGUUCGAUUUGGUGUAGUGCAAUAUUCACACAAGAUAGAAGAAGAAUUUGAUGUCGGCGACUAUUCUAAUGAAGUGGAUUUGCAAAAGGCUGUUUCUAACAUCAAACAGCUCCAAGGCAACACCACUACUGGGAAAGCCCUGGAUUUCAUCCUGCUAAAAAUAAAGAAUGGAAGGACAAGGAGAUCAAUCCAGGCUCCCCACUAUCUCAUUGUAUUGACUGAUGGGAAGUCCAUGGACAGUGUCUUGGAGCCUGCUGAGAAACUAAGGGCUGAGAAAGUCACCAUUUAUGCCAUUGGCAUUGGGAGUGCCAAUAAGACACAACUGCGGCAAAUUGCUGGGACAGAAGGAAGGGUUAUCUUUGGACAGAGUUUUGAUUCUUUACAACACAUAAAAGAUAAAAUUGUGCAUGGAAUUUGUUCUCAUAAAGCAUGUGAAAACAUGAAGAUUGACAUCAUGUUCCUGAUGGACAGUUCUGGCAGUAUAGGUGAUGAAAAUUUCAAGAAAAUGAAGAUCUUCAUGAAAAACCUGAUAAAUAAGAUUGAAAUUGGACCUGACAAAACUCAGAUUGGCGUGGUUCAGUUCAGUGAUGACAGUAAAGAGGAAUUCCAGCUGGGCACAUACUUGACACACCAAAAAAUUUAUGAUGCCAUUGACAGAAUUGUUGCCAUUGGCAGCACCACUAAUACAGGGCAUGCUCUAACUUCUCUGCUUCCUUACUUCACCCCUGCCAGAGGGGCCCGUGUUGGGGUCAGACAGUUUCUUAUUGUCAUUACGGAUGGAGAAGCUCAGGACAGUGUGGUCGAACCUGCCCAAGUGCUCCGGGACUCAGGUGUGAUCAUUUUCUCUGUGGGUGUGUAUGGUGCCAAUCGGACGCAGCUGGAGGAGAUCAGCGGAAACAGCAGUCAAGUGUUUCAUGUGGAGAACUUUGAUCUUCUAAAGAACAUAGAAGAACAGCUCAUCUUCCAGGUGUGCGCACUGCAUGAUUGUAAAGGAAUUGAAAAGCUAGAUGUUGUAUUUGUUCUGGACCAGUCAAGCAGCAUCAAGCCACAAGAUCAAGAAAGCAUGAUUAACCUCGCCAUCCACUUGGUGAAGGAAGCUAAUGUUGGCAGGGACCGCGUGCAGUUUGGAGCUCUCAAAUACUCAACUUAUCCUGAGGUUCUCUUUCACCUUAAUACAUAUUCUCACAAAUCAGCCAUCAUUGAGCACCUGAAGCAGUACAAAAGCAGUGGAGGAGAUACCUACACUGCUAGGGCUCUCAAUUACACAAACAAAAUGUUCACUGAGGAACAUGGAAGCCGCCUCAAGCAAAAUGUAGGGCAGAUACUAAUCAUCAUUACCGAUGGAGAAUCCCAUGACAAAAUGGAGCUUAACAAUACAGCCCUGACAUUAAGGAACAAAGGAAUCAACAUCUAUGCAGUGGGUGUAGGAGAGGCCAAGCCAGAUGAACUCGAGGGUAUGGCAGGAGAUAAAGCAAAAGCUAUUCAUGUAAGUGACUUUAAGGAACUGGAAAAAAUGUACCAGUUUUUCCAAGAAGAGAUGUGCCAAAGUUCAUCAGAAGAUUGCAGAAGCACCGAUGUGAUUUUCCUUUGUGACAGUUCAAAAGAAGUAUCUACUAAAGAUUUUUCUACAAUGAAAGUUUUAUUGUCAGAUCUAUAUGAUAUGAUUGGUAUUCAGCCUCAAAAAGCAAGAGUUGGGGUGGCCCUUUUCGGAAAAUUGUACCAGGAAAAGAUUAAUUUGGAUGCCUCUCUGACAAAAAACGAAUGGAAAGCGGAAAUCCAAGCUCUGCCACACCUUGGUACCAACUUCGCCAUCUUGACACCUCUUCUCAAAGUGAUAUUUAUGUUCAGCAAAGAGAAUGGUGGUAGAAGAGAGGCAGGCAUCCCUCAGAACUUAGUGGUGAUCACAAGCCAGCCUCCGGAUCGCGAUGUGUCAAAGGCAGUAGAAAAACUGAGAGAGCAGAACAUCCGCAUCUUGGUUAUAAGCAUAGGAAUACAUUCCAAGGACCAGUUUCUACCAUUAACAGGCAAUCCCGAUUACAUAAUCUCCUUGAAAAACUUCCAACAAUUAAAUUCUGCCCUGAAUAAGAAAAGAAUUGUCCGGGAAAUCUGCCAGCAGGACCAGCCAAGCAAUUGUACUGUGAAUGUAGUGGUCGGGUUUGACAUUUCCACUCACGUGAUGGGGCAGCGACUGUUCGAUGGCCAUUCCCAGCUGGAAUCAGUUCUCCCAGGCAUCUUGGAGGAAAUCUCCUCCAUCAGUGGAGUGAGCUGUGGGGGAGGGUCCUGGACACAGGUGUCCCUGGCCUUUAAGGUAAACAGUGACCAACAGUCUCCUACCAAGUUCUUUAUCUACAAGAAAGAUCUAUUCAAAAAACACCUGCUGACAGCUACCGUGAAUGGGCCAAGCCAUCUGAACGGACAGUUUCUACAGACACUGUGGGACACAUUCGAAGAUCCAUCCCCAUCCCAAGGACAGGUGCUGCUCAUCUUUUCAGAUGGUCUGGGUGAUGAAAGUGCCAUCAUGCUUGAAGAGCAGUCUGAUAGACUCAGAGCAGCAGGACUCGAUGCUUUGCUCGUGGUGUCCCUGAACACAGCUUCUCAUGAGGAUUUUUCCUACUUUGAGUUUGGAAAAGGAUUUGAUUACAGGACUCACCUGACCAUUGGGAUGAAAGAUGUGGGCACAAUGCUAGCACGAUAUCUGGGAAACAUUGCCGAGAGGACUUGCUGCUGUCAAUUUUGCAAGUGUGUAGGGCCUCGAGGAGAGCGUGGAAUCCCAGGAAAACAAUUGGAGCAGGGACAGCCAGGUGUCAAAGGUAGCAGAGGACACUGGGGAGAGGAUGGUGAACCUGGGAAAAGGGGAGACAUGGGACCCAUAGGAGAAAAGGGGAUUGCAGGAUGUUCAGGAGAAAGAGGCCAGAAGGGUGUCAGAGGAGUUUCCGGAUACAAGGGAGAUGUAGGGGAGCAUGGGAUUGAUGGGAUCGAUGGAGAAGAGGGAUUUCACGGAUUCCCUGGAGUAAAAGGAGAAAAGGGUGAACCGGGAUCUCAGGGCAGCCCUGGUUAUAGAGGUUCCCCUGGGGAAUAUGGAGAGAAAGGCUUCCCUGGAGACCCGGGUCAAUCAGGAAGAAAUAGUCGUAUCAAAGGACAGAAGGGCUCCAAAGGGGAGGAAGGCGGCCAGGGUAGAACUGGCCAGAAAGGGGCAAAAGGCAGUCCUAGUUCCAGAGGAAUCAGGGGAAGAGAAGGCCGAAGAGGGAACCCAGGUACCCCGGGGAUUUCAGGAAAUCCUGGACUGAAAGGUGAACUUGGACCUGAAGGGCUGCAAGGCCUACAGGGGUCACGUGGACCUCCUGGGCGAAAAGGAGAGAAGGGAAAUUAUGGACAUAAAGGACCUCAGGGUGCUGCUGGGCCUGGAGGACCUAAAGGAAACACUGGAAGUCCUGGACUUCCGGGCAAAAAAGGAGAAGUUGGUGUUUUUGGAGGUCCAGGACCAUUUGGACAAAUGGGACAGCGAGGAAAACAGGGAGAUGAUGGCAUCCCCGGUUAUGGUCAGAAAGGACGGAAAGGAAUAAAGGGCCCACGAGGAUUCACUGGAGAAAUGGGGCAGAAGGGUGAUGUUGGUGAUCCUGGAACUCCUGGGGUACCCGGGCCCAAGGGAUUUAAGGGACUAGCAUACAUGACAGGCUCCAAAGGAGAAGGGGGACUUCGGGGAAACCCUGGCCCUCCAGGUCGGAGAGGUCCUAAAGGCAUGCCAGGAUUGCCUACCUAUCCUUUAUGUGACUUGAUCCACUUCCUGCGGAACAAAAGUUCUUGUUGGAAAGACAGGUGUCCAGUGUACCCAACAGAGGUGGUAUUUGCCCUGGACCAGUCCUUUGACAUUGGAGAAUCAAGAUUUAAUGAAAUGCGUGAUCACAUCAUUUCCAUUGUGGAGGGCCUUCACACCAGGACAAAUAAUUGCCCUGUAGGAGCAAGAGUGGUAGUGGUUUCCUAUGAUUUCACUAUCAAUUAUCUUAUCCGUCAGUUUGACUACCACAGCAAGAAGCAGCUCAUCCAACUUCUGUCCCAGAUUAAUUAUCAACCCCCAACAGGAGUCCAAGAUAUUGGUAGUGCAAUGAGGUUUGUGGCCCGGAAUGUGUUCAAGCAUACCUCUGCUGGGACCAAUGUGAGGAGGGUGGCUGUGUUUUUCAGCAACGCACAAACUAUCAACAUGGCAUCUGUCAUCACAGCCACCAUGGAGUUUAGUGGCUUGGACAUCAGUCUAGCAGUCAUGGCUGCUAAUGAAAGGAUCUUCCUUGAUGCUUUUGAGUUUGACAACACCGGGAUGUUUCAGGCAAUCCCUAGUCCUCCAGGAGUAGAAUACAUACCGGACAGUCUUUGGCGCUGUACACUUUGCUAUGAUAAGUGUUUUCCGAAUAAUUGUGCCAGAGAGAUUUUUUUACCUGAAGAUUCAUUUAUUGAUGUAGCCUUCCUCAUAGACAAUUCUAGGAGUAUUACCAGUGAUGAAUUUAAGGCUUUGAAAACCUUAUUGAGAUCAAUGCUUGGCAACUUUAAAAUUUCUUCAAACCCUUUAGCCGCACAUUUAGUAGGUGAUAGGAUUGCCUUGUUGAGCUAUUCUCCUCUGGAUAGUUCCAGGAAAGUGAUAAAUAUAGAGUUUGACUUUACAACUUUUAAUAAUCAAGACCAAAUGGAGAACUACAUCCAGACUAGCUUCCAUCAGCUAAAUGGAGAAGAAAACAUUGGCUAUGCCCUACGGUGGAUCAUAGAGAAUCUCUUUCCAAGAACACCAAACUUAAGACAACAUAGGGUCAUCAUUGUGGUGUCAGCUGAAGAAAAUAAAGAGAGAAAAGACUUCCUAAAGAGGAUGGCCCUGAAGGCUAAGUGUCAGGGUUAUGUCAUAUUUGUGAUUUCCCUGGGCUCUACACAUGGAGAUUACAUGGAGGAGUUAGCCAGCUACCCACUUGAUCAUCACCUGAUACAGCUUGGGAAAAUUCAUAAACCAGAUCUGGAUUAUAUUGUGAGAUUUCUAAAGCCAUUCGUGUACUCAGUCAGACGAAAAUUCAAUCAGUACCCACCUGAAAUGCUCGAGGAUGACUGCAGACGCUAUUCAGAUAGAGGAGAUUACUCUGACCUAUUUACUCCUGAGCCGCCUGAGAUUUCUUCAGGAGAGAGCAGCUUCCUUGUCCAGGAACUGAGUGCUGAAAGAGAAAUGUCUUUUGUGUUAGAAGAAAAUGGAAGCAACCAUUUAGUUUACAUUCCCAACCAUGUGAUAAUGCCACAGGAAAUGCUGAUUAAGUAUGAAAAAGAUGAGAAGUCUGAAGAAAUGGCAAGUCUCCAUUCUGGACUACUUGAAAAUCAGGGCAGAGAAGAACCAAGACUUACAUAUGAACCUAGAGAUGCCUCUUCUCAAGACUACUACAUGGAUGUGGCUUUCCUUCUAGAUACUUCCUACAGAGUAGGAAAUGAUGACUUUAAAGAUGUGAAAACUUUCAUAAUCUCAGUACUUGCUUACUUUCACAUUGCCCCAAAUCCAUUGCUCUCCAAUGUAGGAGACAGAGUGGCAGUCCUGAGUUAUUCUCCUCCAGGUUAUUUGCCCAACACUGAAGAAUGCCCUGUCUACCUGGAAUUUGAUUUGCUUACUUAUAACAGUAAACCCCAAAUGGAAAAUCAUCUCCAAAAUUCUCUUCAAAAGCUCAACGGAGAUGUUUUCCUUGGUCAUGCUUUGCAGUGGACUAUCGACAAUGUUUUUAUUGGUACUCCCAAUUUGAGGAAAAACAAAGUCAUUUUUGUUAUUUCUGCUGGUGAAACGAACCCUUUGGACAAAGAAGUCUUAAAAAAUGUAUCUCUGAGAGCCAAGUGCCAGGGCUAUUCCAUAUUUGUGUUUUCCUUUGGUCCUGUGCACAAUUACAACGAAUUAGAAGAAUUAGCCAGCCACCCACUAGAGCAUCACUUGGUCCAGCUUGGCCGAGCCCACAAGCCUGAUUGGAACUACAUCAUCAAGUUUCUCAAGCCAUUUGUCCAUUUAAUCAGAGAUGCCAUCAAUAAAUACCCCCCAGCACAUCUGAUACCCAAGUGUGUUAACAUCACUUCUCCCACUCCGGAGAGUAUUGGAACAGAAAACAAUGUAUUCUUUAUUCCUGGGGUGUUCGAAAUACAGACAGAAAGCAGUGAGGUGUAUGAUGAAUUUGGCUCCCAGGAGCAUUCAUUUAAAUUAAGGAAUGAUGAUAGCAAUGGUCCCGAGUCCUCUACUGAUUUGAUCCAGAAGUUAUACCAGCUCUUUACAACUGGGGAACUGGAAAUGAAACCCAAGAAGGCACAAUCUGAAGAAAUUGCAGCUCCAGCAAAUGAGAAACAGAGAGAUGAACAAGAUGAUGAGGAGACAUUAUGAUCAAAGCAGA